AACUCGAUGGGGUUCUGAGCGAUGAAAUCUUCCCAAUUGCGUUAGACUAAACUCGAACUUGCCGUUAAUUGGAAUCAUGCGAGGACCCAUGUUAGGCUAGCGAAUCGUAGACGUGGGAAAGAGCCGGACGCACUGGGUACCUUUCACUUCCAACUCGAGAGUUUCCAAGUUCUCGCCUACGCAACGACAUGGUCAAUAACGCGUAAAACACAACCUAUACAAAUCGGUGCCAGAAGUUCACGGUUCCAAUGUCAAAACGCCCUCUUGAACACGAAAAUAUCGACUCCGAAUCUCAUGGUUCAGCGGGUAGGAAAAAGAUUCGACUCAAUGAUGGUGUUGGACACCCGUCUCUUCCGUCUAAACCUCAGGUUUACGAGUCUGAGAGAAAUAGUCAACAACCGACGGGAAAUCUACUCUCGUAUCCACCUCGAGACCAAAUUCAGAAGGCACCCCCGUUCCAGCUACCAACGCCUCUUAUCUCCUUCUCGUACGACGAAGAUCACGUUCAGGAAUUCACAGACAGCGCGUUACGUUACUAUAAACCUAUACCGUUAGAGUCUCUAGGCGGAAGAGGGCCUAGUGGUCAAGGAGGGAUCGGAAGAAGGGACCAGGGAACUCGCGGAGGGUAUGGCUAUGGUGUGGAUUUGAAUUACGGUUACGAGAGAUGGAUACGAAGACCAGAGGAACGCGGGAGACUGGAUCCGUUACUGAGGGCUGUCGAGAAGGUUUGCUUUAGAGGGGGAGACUCGGAAGGACACCAGGAAGGGAAAUUGAGGUUGAAGGAUAUCAGUAUCGUUGCAUGGAGGGGUGUCAUGACCAAGAUCUUGACAGCACCGUAUGAAGAACGAGAUGGGUGGUCGAUGAAUGUUAUGCUCGUAAAUGGGACGUUGUAUCUGGAGGAACAUCUUAAUGAGGAGAAAUUACUGGAUAAAAAUAACGUCGAGGACCGACAACGUCGAAAUAUGUAUUAUGGCUAUGCAUUCGAGAGUUUCUGUACGACAGAGCCUUCAUCCUCGGGUUCUGAGGGAAAUUCUUCCAAUGCCAAAGACGAGCAUUCAACGUCAACCUCUACAAGCCACAAGCAAGACGACAAAAAUCCAUUGUGGGGUGGCGAUGUCAACACGAAUGUGCAAUGGUGUAGUGUUGUCAAAACCAAACUGGGCGACAUGAGAAUCAUAAUUGGCGGCGAAGUCGAUUGUGUCAAAGGAAAUUACCAUCCUCACACGACGGACAACUUUGUCGAAUUAAAAACGUCGAUGACCAUACGAAAGUGGAACCAAGGGGAUGAGUUGCGGUUUGACAAGAAAUUGCUUAAAUUCUAUUUUCAAUCCUUCCUCCUUGGAGUUCCGGAAAUUAUUGUGGGAUUCCGGACGGCCAAAGGACAACUGGCAAGUGUGGAAUCGUUCAAGACUAUUGAAAUACCACGGAUGGUGCGAGGCAAGCCAGGAGGGUGGGAGCCCUCGGUCUGCCUAGGCUGGGGAUACAGAUUUCUACGGAGAUUAUUAGACACUUGUACUGAAGGGAGGCUAUGGCGGGUAGACUUCCUACCUGGAUCUGGUGCAAGGCUGCGAGAGUUGGCGGGCGAACAGACAGCAGAAGUAACGAACAACGAGGAGCGAGUGGGAUUCUUGCCGGUCUGGUAUCACGUAAAUAGACCAUAAGUGGAAAUCAUUUCCGGCGCCUGCGGAAACUGCCGAAUACGCGUCGUCGCGGUGGUGUGUGUGUGUGAUCAAUUUGUGUCUGACUCUGCUCUUCCUGCAUUAUCGCUGCUGCCAGUGCACGACAACGACGACGAGCAACUGUUGCUCAUCGGCUGCCACAUCGUCAAAGGACAUAUACCUCUCGCUUAGGACGCCUAUAACGCGCGACGAUGGCUACACCGACGUCGGAUGCCACGUCCCCUUCGCCGCCAAUGUCGUACAUGGUGCACCCACGACCCCUUUCCCCAGCGACGGACACUACGAAGGACGCAAUUGUGGACAAGUUUCUUGCCAGGGCUAAGAUCUCACAGGUCUCUCGCAUGCUUCGAGCCAAACUCUCACUCGCAUCCUACAAGGCUGCUCACAACAUCGGGCACAUCCCCCUAGCCGAGCUCGAGGCUCAAAUUCCUCCACACUUGCAGCCUCCAAUAUUACUACCAACAUCUACAACACCCUUUCGCAGCACUACAGUCAAGCGCAAGCCUUCUGCUGCUCCGGGUAACAGCCUCCUCCCACCACCUUCCUUCUCUCAUGCAUCUCGCAACUCUUCCUCAUUAAUUAAUGGUUUCGGAUCUUCACCUCUAGAUGCCCCUCACGCCUCUCAAUCACAUUCAUUAUUCACCUCCAUCUUGGCACCUCCCCCAACUUCACAAGCUCGCACCAUUUUCAAUGCCCAUGACCCCCCUAUUCCAGCACCUGUCAGACCCCCACCCUCGACUGUGACGAAGAGUAUAGCCGAAGGGACACGCGCUCAAGCGAAGGGCCGCGAUGUCCGCCGUCGUCCAUCUGGUCGUACAGCCGAAGCUACCGCGACGACAAGUUCACCGAAGCGAAAGGGCAAACGCCCUGCCCGAACCGAACUUAAGCCUGGGUCAUCCAAAAGGAGUCGUAAGAACG
Molecule: messenger RNA, 2597 nt
Organism: Marasmius oreades (fairy-ring Marasmius)
Lineage: Eukaryota; Fungi; Basidiomycota; Agaricomycetes; Agaricales; Marasmiaceae
Exons: 9
Coding region: 249-1661 (470 amino acids)
Biological process (GO): NAD-cap decapping; nuclear-transcribed mRNA catabolic process
Cellular component (GO): nucleus; cytosol
Molecular function (GO): mRNA 5'-diphosphatase activity
Source: RefSeq, a predicted model, not a curated record